Trichogramma pretiosum is the source of this 4306-nucleotide messenger RNA. RefSeq lists its product as uncharacterized. Lineage: Eukaryota; Metazoa; Arthropoda; Insecta; Hymenoptera; Trichogrammatidae. The record is from RefSeq and is a predicted model, not a curated record. Gene Ontology annotation, biological process: positive regulation of Rho protein signal transduction. Bases 114 to 3365 code for a protein of 1083 amino acids. Gene Ontology annotation, molecular function: guanyl-nucleotide exchange factor activity. The transcript is spliced from 10 exons.
AGCCGACGAGCGAUCCAACAACGACGACGAAAACGGUGGCGAGCAAGGUCGAGAAUAACUGCGAAAAGGACGAGUCGCAGCGAGCGGCGAGCUGGAAAAAUGCAGCCAACGGCAUGAGCGGUGGCACGAGCGUGGCGAGCUUGAACCGCAGCCAGAGCGACCGAAGCGUCGAGCGACCUGGCCUAGUGGCGAGUCAGGAGGUGACCUUCGUCGACACCAUGAGACUGAGCCUGUGCAGGAAAACAGGCUCGACCAGUAGUAGUAGUAAGGAGCAACAGUCGAUCGCCGACAAACGGAUCAGCAUUGCCGAGAGAGAUUGGGUUGACGCGACGCAGCCCAUCCAAGCCAGAGUCAGAAUAGAUGAUCAAAGUCGAUCACGGGUGGACUCGCUAGCUCAACAGCAGCAGCAUCAAAAGCAGCAGCAAGUAAGGACAUCCGGCGAGGACCCGAUGAGCACAGUAUCGAAUAUCUGCAAAAUAACACUAAAACCUGCAACGUCGACGCUCGCGACUACUCAGCUCGUACACAGGCUACAGGUCAGUAGCAGUCCAACUACGAGCAAUUCAACGUCGAUCACGAUAAACGGUGAGUCCCACGACGCUUUGAGCAGCGAAACGAAGAAGAUGCAGGGCACCGGUGGCGGCAACAAAGUUACCAUAAGCAUCGGUGGCAACUGCGCGGAGCCGUGCAACCCGCCAACGGUCAUCUCGGUCAACAGCGGCAACGCCAAGAACGGCAACGGCAUCGGCAUAGGCAGCAGCAUAGGCACCGACGACUACUCCUCCUACAACGACUUCGUGCCAGCCAAGAUACAGACGUCGGCCGACCAGAAGCGCACCCUCGUCAUCCUGGACAACUACCACCGAUCGAGCGUGACGAUCGAGCCACCGAUCAAGCCGCCGGCGAGUCCACCGACUCAAGCCGCCGCUGACGAGGCCUGCUGCUGGUCGAGGAUAGCCGAGGCCCCGAGCAAGGAGCAGAUGAUAUCGCAGCUGCUCGAGGACUCGCUGCGCAAGGCCCGCCAGAACGGCGAGAUCGUCGACGAGAGCAGCGGCGAGGCCAUACUCAAGAUCCUCAAGCAGAGCCUGCUCAAGGGCUCCUGCUCGGACCUCAUCGACGAGGAGGACGAGGAGGACGCCUACGAGAUCAUCAAGGAGCCCAUCUACGAGGAGAUCCCCGAGGAGCCGGGCCCGUUGCCGCCCCCGCUGCCGCUCAGUCCCCCUCCCAGCGAGGCCGAGCUGCUCAAGAGCCGCAUCUUCUUCGGCGAUCUCGAGUACGAGCACGAGGGCUUCAGGGACCUCAGCACCGGACGCUUCUACAAGCCUCUGGCUGGUGGUUCCAAUCAGUACCUCGAGUGCUCCUAUCUGAGCAAGGAAGAGAAGGCCAAGGCUGCCAAGGCCUCGCUCGGUAAGACCAUCGGUGGCGGCAACGGCGUUGCCUCCGAUCCCAAGUCCUCCUCCAGCAAGCAGCAAGACAAACUGUCGAGUAAAUUCGAGCUGCUGAACUUCAUCGUCGACUCGGAGGAGCGUACCCGAGCCGGGGACGUUGCCCUCGACGAGGACGAGGACGAGGAAGACGACGACGACGACGAUGCCAUCAUCGACGACGACGAGGACGAGGACGACGAGGACCCCGAACGAGACCUCGAGGCGCUCUACGAGCAAAAGGAGAUGAGCUUGGGCGACCUCAGCAGCAAGAGCUCGCAAAUAUCCAACGUUUCCGACAGCAGCGAGGAGUGCAACAUCAUCCUGGUGAACUCGAGCGAGAGUCGCAAGGCCCGCAACGUCGACAUCGAGAGGACCGACAGCGGAGUCGGAUCGGAGAGCAGCCAAGCGAGCAGUGGUCGAGGCGGUGGCUGCGUUGGACGACGCUGGAGACAUUUGAAUCACGCCAACGGUGACAAGAGUAACCUGGCCAAUGCUCCGGCUAGCCAGUCCCAUAACGGUAACAACAAGAGCCCCGUCAACGCUUCCAACGCCUCCAAUAACAACAACAGCAGCAGCUGCAGCAGUACCAACAACAACAAUAACAACAACAAACUCGACGUGAAGCAUUGCGAGGAUUGCGAGCAACGUAUCGAGCCUCAUCUUAUCGACGGCAACGGCAACGGCAGCGGCAGCUCGUGCUCGGUCUGCCGCAAGUGCGCCAAGAAGCGCGUCGAGCGCAAGGAGAUCGUCACGGAGAUCGUGGAGACGGAGCAAAAGUACGGCCGCGACCUGCACAUCAUCCUCGAGGAGUUCCACCGGCCGAUGCUGCGCGCCGGCCUCCUCACGCCCGAGCAGCUCUCGGCCAUCUUCCUGAACGUCGAGGAGCUGCUGGAGCACAACCACGUGCUGGCGCACAAGCUCAAGCGGGCCGUCGAGCUGGCCCUCGAGUCCGGCGACGCGGACCUCCUGAGCCUCGACCUCGGCAAGAUCUUCCUCGAGAGCGAGCGCAUGCUGCACGCCUUCGAGAGCUACUGCACGAGGCAGGGCGGCGCCAGCCUCCUCCUCCAGAAUCUCGAGAAGGAGAAGGAGCUGCUCAGGAUCUUCCUCAAGGUCUCGCAGAUGGAGAACACCGUGCUCAGGCGCAUGAACCUCAACUCCUUCCUCAUGGUGCCGGUCCAGAGGGUCACCAAGUACCCCUUGCUGCUGGCUCGUCUGCUCAAGGCCACGCCUUCGGCCCGCCUCGACAUGCAGGAGCUCAAGAAACGACUCAAGCAGGCCCAGACCAACAUCGAGCUCCAUCUCGAACACAUGAAUGCCGAGGCCAAGGACAUCACUUCGACGAAACUCUGGCGUCGCAUCUCCAUCAUCCAGAGCAACGGAUGCCGACGGCCGAGCGGCGAGCAGGACAUGGUCAACAUCAAAUUGCGAAAGAUGGCCGUGGAAGUGCUCGAGUGGGCCCACGAGGACUCGAGAUUCGUACUCGAGGGUCGCUUGCUCGUGGCCCAACCUACCGACAACAAUUGGCGUCGAGGCCGGACGGUCAAGCUCGCCCCCGUCAUAGCCAUGCUCGUCGCUAACGGACAGCCGAACGAUGAUUUCAUGCUCGACGCAUCGGCCGACGACUCGCUCUUCCCGCGUCAGAUCAACGUCAAAGAGGCAACCCUUUUGCUUAUCAAGGAAAAACUUGGCCGCUACUCGCUUCUAAGAGAGCCAUUGUACCUAGACAAGUGCAUCGUGUGCUGCGAGACCGACCUCGAGGACUACUUCGAAAUUCAAGAGCUAUCUUCGAAGGAGACAUUCAUUUUCAAGGCCGAAGACGGAGCGAGAACAAAACGCUGGUGCCGUACGCUUCAGGCCCACGCUCAGUCGCUCGGAGCUUGGCGCAAACGUCGCGGUGCCUUGCCCAACAUCAUGAUUUGCGGUGUGGCGCGCAAUUGACGCGCUCGACUCGAAAGCUGUGCAACAAAGUCGUUUAUUACGAUACCUUAACUAAUUUAUUGCUUUUUGUGUCUCUGUCUCCGUCUCAAUGUGUGUGUGUGUGUGUAUGUGUGAGAAAGAGUAUGUGUGUUGCAGCUGUCAGUGCAGUGCAUCGUGAGUUUGCGCGCGUUAUACGUCUGUGUUUUUUUAUAGUGCGUCGGCAGAAACGGCACGUUUCCUAACGUAACUGUAAUGACUUUUUUAAUCACUAUACUCCAUAUUUACGUACGCUACACCAUUUUAGAAAUUAAGUAUUUUGCUUAUUAUGCAUAUUAACCUCUCGGCCGCACUAGUGAGCGAGAGUUGAUAUUUCCUAUUACAUACACGUGUAUACCUUUUGUCACGAUCAAAGUCCACUUGACAGCAUUAAUUUACAAAAAAAAUCGAUUGAAGAAGGCAAUUUUUUUUAUAUCUAUGAGUACCAUCGUGUCUAACAUAUACGUGAGACUAACGUAUUUUACCUCAUUUCGAAGUGAAACUUCUUUUUCUUUCGACGUCCCCCGUUUUUAUUAAUAAGAUCGCACCAAGUACCAUUUAAUAAAUGUACUUAUAUUAUUAUCAGUAGCUGUGAUACCUCUCCCAGGUGUAUUGGGUAAAUCAAGAUAAUAAACGUCAUCGACUCACUCUUUGUAAUAUUUGAAACUAUUAAAGAAAUUUUUAUUCAUCGCUUAGUCCUUACAAUUAUAUAUUAAUUUUAUCAUUAUUUAAUUUACACACUAACGACUGUAUGCUGAGCAUUGUACCAUAAUAGUGUAAUCAGCCAUUUGUUUGUAAAUACUUUGCAAUUUUACUGUAUGAUACAAUAAUGAACAAUUUAUAAAAUAUACUAUAUAAUAAAACUAAUAAUGUGUGUACAUGUUGUAUUCGUGUAAAUCGAUCUUACUGACGACGACAUACACCAC